Molecule: messenger RNA, 814 nt
Organism: Photinus pyralis (common eastern firefly)
Lineage: Eukaryota; Metazoa; Arthropoda; Insecta; Coleoptera; Lampyridae
Product: transmembrane protein 50B
Exons: 4
Coding region: 90-563 (157 amino acids)
Biological process (GO): protein targeting to vacuole; late endosome to vacuole transport via multivesicular body sorting pathway
Source: RefSeq, a predicted model, not a curated record
AGUAACUAGUGAUGGUAAACGGAUGAGUAAACAAAAUAGGUUGUGAAUUAAACUGUUUUUAUGUAAUUCUUUAUUAAUAAAAAUCAGUAAUGUCUAAUUUGUGUGAAAAUAUUAGUAUACCGCCAUGUAUAUGGUUCGAAGGUGACAAUCGACGAAAUGCCACCGCGUCUAUGAUUUCAGGAUUUUUGUUCUUCGUUGGUUGGUGGGUCAUAAUAGAUGCUGCUAGUGUCUAUACGGGGUCAGUUGCCGCCGGAUAUCACAUGUGCGGAGUCGUGGGAACGCUAUCAUUAGUAAUGGUUAAUUCCGUGUCAAAUGCUCAGAUACGUGGUGAUGCUUACGAAGGAGGUUGUUUAGGACCACGUGGUUCGAGAAUUUGGUUGUUUCUAGGUUUUGUGAUGGGUUUUGCAUCGGUCAUCGCCUCAUGUUGGAUUUUAUUUGCUAACUUUGUAGGAAACAGUGAAGUGCCUCAGUGGCCAGGAGUCGGUCUCUUUCUUCAAAAUGCGCUCAUAUUUAUAUCGUCACUUAUUUUUAAAUUCGGCCGAUCUGAAGAUUUAUGGGGUUAAUAAAUUAAAAAUUGUGUUUUCUGCUUAUAUAUUGGAAGGUGUAAAAAUAAUGUUGUGCAUAUUAUGGUUAGUGUAAAACAAGUAAAGGUAAUAUAUACCUAUGUACCAUUUUUGGCUAUUUUUUAUAUUUGGGAAUGUGGUCUUUCUCAUACCUGUUCUCAUAUUUAUUGAUACUUAAUUAUAGAAUUGACACUUUUAUUUUCUAAAAUGUAUUAUUAUUUUUAAGACUGUUAUGUGAUUGUUUGUUUUUU